Molecule: messenger RNA, 2430 nt
Organism: Prorocentrum cordatum
Lineage: Eukaryota; Dinophyceae; Prorocentrales; Prorocentraceae
Source: the annotation of a GenBank genome assembly
CUGCCGCGGCUCCAGGCGCCCCCCCCCAUCGGCGCGCAGGCGCCGAGCGGCAGGCGCCUCGAGCCCGACCCGCCCCGAGCCGUGGCGGCGCGGAAGCGCGGCACGAUGGCCGAGCCUCCGGGGGCGCCAGGGGCCCCGGCGGCGGCGCCGCAGCGGAGGCGGGUUGGGGCGAUGCUCAGCGCCUACUACGGCAUCGACGUCACUGGCGGCGCCGCAGCGCAGGCUUCGGCCCGACCAGCGAAGCCGAUCGACCGAGAAGGCUUCGACGCCAAGCAGCACUUCGAAUCGGUGGUCAGCACGGGGCUAGUCGUUGACGUUGUUAAGCAGGCCAACGAGCUGGAUGAAGAGGUCCGCGAUCUAGACGGCGACAACCAGAUGGUGGCGUACGAGAACUACAGCAAAUUCAUCCGAGAGACCGACGUGAUCAAGCAGAUCAAGACCAGCAUGGAUGAGCUGAAGCCAGACCUCGGGCGCCUUGAGCAGAGUUUCGAAAAGAUCAUUGCGGGCCAGCGCAAGGUGGACGCCGGGGUCUCUGGUAGGGCCCAUGAGAUCGAGGCCUUGCUUAAGCAGCAGGCCCUCUUUAGCAAGCUGAAGGUUCUGAUGGACCUGCCGACGACGCUGGCGAAGUGCUUGGAAAAAGAGUCCUACAGCAACGCUUGCCGGGCCUACAGCUGCUGUGCGCCCUUCCUCCGGCAGCACAAGGGAAUCCCCGCCUUCCAGAGGAUCAUCGAGGACGUGGAGCACCAGAUGAGCCGCAUCCGAAGCGCUCUCAGGGCCCGCCUCAAGUCCCCCUCCACCCCCGUCGACGAGGCAGUGAACGGUUCGCUGACGCUGCUCGACUUGGGCGAGGAUUAUGCCAAGAUCACCAGAGAGUUCCUGCAGGGCAGGACGGCCACGCUGCAGGGGGUGUUGAGCGAGUCGUCUGCCCCUGCGGCAGACAGCGGAAAGCCGGGGGCGGUGCUUCAGAGUGCUUCCACGGCGGCGGCCGAGAGGUACCUGCCGGUAAUCCGCGACACGAUUGUAGGCAUGCGCAAGAUUCAGGGCACGCUGCCGGCCUCCGAGGUCGAGGCCGCAGACGGAAGCGCUCUGCCCGACUUCGUGGCCGCCAGGCUGGAGGAUCUGAGCGACCGCAUUGGCCGGCACGCCGAGAAGAGAGACGUACCAGUGGACACGCUCGUCGAGUGCAUGCAGGUCCUGAGAGCCUCUCUGGGCCAGCUGGAGCCGCUCAUGCCGGAGCUGGUGGCCAGGCUGACCCAUGAGCUCCUGGCUCACCAGGCCGGCCUCGGCAUCGGAGGGCUCUUCUCUGCUGCCGUCGUGGCCGCGGCCGCCGAGCUCGGCCGGCUGCGCUGCGAGUGCCAGCGGCUGGAGGAGUCCAAGAGCCGCAGCGUGGACGGCCUCCUGGAGGAGGUCGGCAGCGCGGAGCGCGCCCUCGCCUCCGGGGUGCAGCAGGCGGUGCAGCUCUGCCAGCCCCUGCUGAGCGCCACUGCUCUGAUCAAGCCCCAGGAUGGACGUGCCGCCAAGCAGCUCGUGAGCACCCUGGACAGGCAGCUGUCCGAUCUGUGCUCCGCCCUCGCCGAGGCCUGCCGCGCCUGCGCCGCCGGCGGCGCCGCAGACCCGGUUCGGCGCCCCGAGCUGGAGGCGCUGGCCAAGCUGGACCGCGCGGGCGGCCUCUUCAGCCUGGCCCUGCUGGCGCUGGGCAGGCGGCUGGAGGAGAAGGUCUUCGGCGGCGCCUGGGCGAAGGCCAGGGACCUGUGCGCGGACCUCGACUCGACGGCCGCCGAGCUCGCGCCCUGCCCGGCGCUCCUGGCGGCCACCAGGUCGGCGAGCGAGGCCGCGAUGGCGCGCUACGUCGCCACGUGCGCAGAGCGCCUCGGGGGCAUCCUCCGCGACGCCAUGAAGGGCCGCGAUUGGAAGUCGUCCUGGGAGCUGGACGGGCCUAGCCUGGUCCUCGAGAUGGUCUUCAAGGAGAAGUCCACGCCUGCGACCUGCAGCUCGGGCGCGUGCUGGCGGACCGCGGAGGCCGCGGGGAGCCGGCCACCCGGCGGGUCUACGACCGCAACCGGACCAAGGAGAGGUGGAGCUGGGGAUGCAGUGGGCGAAGAAACAGCAGGAGUCCCCAGCGGUGCCACUCCGCCGGAGACCGGCGCAGUCGCGGGCAUAUUGCAGCUGGCCUUCGGGACGCUCGACGAGUGCGUCCGCGGCGAGACGUUUGGCCGCAGCGGGCUGCAGCAGGUCCAGGUGGAUUGCGAGAUGCUUGCAGAUAUCUCCAGGGACUUCGUGGAGGAGUGGGAGGACGCGAGCGUACUCGAGAACGCACUCAGGGAGGUCAUGGAGCUCGCCAAGAAGAACUGUUCAGACCCAGUCUUAAUGGAGACCUCAGUAGUGGAGCAGCUUUGCGAUCGGAAGAAGAAGGCUUGGCGAGUAGACUGA